Pimephales promelas (fathead minnow) is the source of this 1149-nucleotide messenger RNA. It is a transcript of the gene mc2r, whose product is annotated as melanocortin 2 receptor. Gene Ontology annotation, molecular function: melanocortin receptor activity. The record is from RefSeq and is a predicted model, not a curated record. Gene Ontology annotation, biological process: G protein-coupled receptor signaling pathway. Lineage: Eukaryota; Metazoa; Chordata; Actinopteri; Cypriniformes; Leuciscidae. Gene Ontology annotation, cellular component: membrane.
UUUUCCGGUGCCACCAGACUGAUGUCUCUGGAUCAUGUGAAGCGGAGGAAAUAUCCCUGGGGGUGUGUUUGAUUAGAAAAACGGUCAAUUCACAUGAAAUUUUCAGCUGAUCGAACAACCAAGUGUGAUCCCCAUGAGGUCUGCAUCCAGACAGUGAUCAUGAACUCUAGCAGUGAAGCUCCAUUCACCAACCCCACAGACUGCGCUGAGGUUCAGGUCCCCAGUCAGGUGUUCCUGGCCAUCGCCGUUGCCAGUCUGAGCGAGAACCUCUUGGUGAUUUUGGCCGUGAUCAAAAACAAGAACCUUCACUCUCCCAUGUACUGCUUCAUCUGCAACCUGGCAGUGUUUAACACCAUCUCCAGCUUCUCUAAAGCAUUGGAAGACAUCCUGCUGUUGUUUAAAGACGCCGGACACCUGAACUCCCGUGGCCCUUUUGAGCUGAAGAUAGAUGACAUCAUGGACUCUCUAAUCUGCAUGUGCUUCCUGGGCUCCAUCUUCAGCAUACUCGCCAUAGCCGUGGAUCGAUACAUCAGCAUAUUCCACGCUCUACGCUAUCACAUGCUUAUGACCAUGCGUCGCGUGAUGGUUAUUUUGACGGCUAUCUGGGUGUUGUGUGGUAUCAGCGGAACGCUCAUGAUCGGUUUCUUCGUGGCCACCACGGUGAAAAUCUUCUUCGUUGUGCUCUUCUUCACAGCUCUGUUCCUGAUCCUCUUGUUAUACGUGCAUAUGUUUCUGUUAGCGCGCCACCACGCCAACAGGAUCGCUUCUAUGCCGGGUGCCCAGGCACGUCACAGGCAAAGUGGCUUGAGGGGGGCGCUGACGCUCACCAUCUUGAUUGGAGUGUUUGUGGCCUGCUGGGCUCCUUUCUUAUUUCAUCUUCUGAUCAUGAUGAUUUGCCCAGAGAACCCCUACUGUGAGUGCUACCGCUCGCUCUUCCAGUUACACGUAGUGCUCCUGGUGAGUCACGCGGUCAUUGAUCCAGCCAUUUACGCUUUCCGUAGCACGGAGCUGCGCAAUACCUUCAAGAAAAUGUUCCUGUGCUCAGCUUCAAGGAUCUGGAAACAGUGUGUCUGAGUGAAGGCCCCGAUAUGUACUCACGAUUCUAUUUCCUUCUUCGCUUAGGGGUAAAAAGAAGUUUGAAAUACCUUU